AUGGCGGCUGUCGAUGUCGACGUCGGCUACAUCGCAGGCCAUCUUGGCCUUGACCAGCCUGUGGUGGCUACUCUGACGACGCAGCCCACGGCUGACCUGGUUGCUACUCUGCUGCAAGCCGUGGCUACCAAGGCGCACGAGUUUGAGACUUUGUACGCCGAAAAGCUUCAGACCGACAUUGAACUAGAGAAUGCAGUUCGAAACUCAGAGACCAAAUCCCAGACCUUCAAAGGCACCGCCGAAAAGGCUCUCAAGGACGUGGAAGAAGCUCGACAGCGCCUCAAAGAGGAGGAAACGAAACGCCAGUCGCUAGAGAACGAGCUUCAAAGUCUGAAAGCCAAGUACUCCGAUCAUGAUGCCGAAGUCAAGGCACUCAACGACAAGAUUGAGACGCUCCAGUCCUCGAACCGAACCAAUCUUAGCAUCAUCGAAUCCAAUAACAAACGCGACCAGACCUUGACUGAGGAGCUCACCAAACAGCACCAGCGAAAUGUCGAGCUCUCUCGCGAAGUAACCACCCUCCAACAGUCGGAGCAAAACGCCAAGGGACAGCUGAAUAGCGCCAAGUACCGACAGGAGGCACUUCAGCAGCAACUUGAUCUGGCCCGUCAAAAUGCCGAAUGGCUCGAGACGGAGCUGAAGACCAAGAGCGAUGAGGCCCUCAAGUACCGCAAAGAAAAGGGCUCCAAGAUUGCCGAGCUUCAGAGACAGAACGAGGACGCCAAGGCCCAGAUCGACGCUUUUAAGCGCUCCGAACAGCAGCUGCGCGAACGACUUGAUGCUAUGCAGGCCAAGGCUGACGAUGCUCUCGUGAAAUUGCAAAAGCAGGAGGGCUCCUUUGCGGCUACUGUCGAGAGCUACAAGCAAGAACUAGACGACCAACGACGCCUUGUUGAGAUGUCCGAGCAGCUAAGCAAGAAACACCAGGAUCGCGUGCGAGAAUUGGAGUCUGAGAAGGAGCGCCUCAAAGAUAAUUACGAAAACGAACUUCGCCGUGUGCGCCUGGAGCUGGAAUCAGAACGUCGUGUUACUGGCGAGAUGGAGGAGCGGAUUCGACGACUUGAGAGCGAUCUGGAUGAGGCCCAAGUUCGUAUGGAGCACGCUGCUCCGGCGUCAUCGGUGCCGCAUACCCCCCAACUGAAUGGCUCAGCCUUCGGGCGAGCCAACUCUCCAUUUGGAACCCCUGGUUCUAGUCGAAACAAGUCGACCAUUACUGCUACACAGGCAAUUGAGCAGCUUUACCAGGUCAAGGGUCAACUCGCCAGCGAGAAACGGCGAAACCAGCAGCUCGCUGAAGAGCUUGAUGGCAUGAUUGCUGCCUUGGAAGCCAAGACGCCAGAAAUUCAGGAGCUUCAGUCCGAAGCCGAGACUCUUCGAAAUGAGAUUGCGCACAUGUCUGAGUUGUCACAGCAGAGUUUCGAAGAGCGGGAUGCGGCGAGAAAGGCGGCAAGGAAGGCAGAAAGCACGCUUGCUACUGCACAGUCUGAGAGCAAGAUCCUACGCACGCAGCUGCGGGACUUGGGUACACAGAUCCAGAUGCUUGUCUUCAACAUCUAUGCCAUCGAAAGGGGCAUGGAUCAGCUAACGGAAGAGGAAAAGUACCGCCUGCAGCAGCUCGAGAAGGGCGAGAUCACUGAGGAGGCCUUGUCCGACAUGUCGGAUACUCAUCAGUUCAUCACCCAAAAGUUGGUCGUCUUCAAGGACAUCAAGUCACUACAGGCUAAGAAUGAGGACCUCCUGCGCAUCACCCGGGAACUCGCCGAGCAGAUGGAAAGCGAGGAAGCCUUGGCCGCCAAGCACCAGGCCAAGGAAGACCACGACUUGGUUGAGAAACUGCAGCAGGACCUCACCCAUAUGAUGGAAGAGAUCAAGUCUGCUAAAAUCACCAUGGAAAGCUACAAGAUGGAGCGUGACAUGUUCCGGCGCCUUCUUCAGCAACGCGGCGCAGGCGAGGAACAUUCUUCCCUCAUGCGCCAUUCCAUCGCUGGCCAACUGCCAAUGGGCAGCAUUGAGUCUGUGGAGCAGACCGAGACUCUGACAGAAGCCCUGCGUAAGAUUCAGGCAGAGUACGACAGCUUCAGAGACGCCCAGGAUGGUGUACGGAAGGACUUUAGAGAUCAAAUCGAUCACCUGUCAUCGGAGAAAAACGCACUCCAGACGGCCAACAUCAAGCUACAAGGUGAGGCUAGGCUGGAAUUUGAACGACGGGAGAUGCUGCAAAGCAACUACGUCGCCCUUCAGACCGAAAAUUCCGAGCUCCAAAAGAGAACCCAGAUUCUUUCCGAGACGGCCGCCAAACAGGACAUUAGGACUCAGCAAGUGGCGGAGGAGCUUAUUGAAGUCAAAGGUCUUCUGGAUAGCAUGCGAAACGAGACAGCUAAUCUCAAGGCGGAGAAGAAGCUUUGGAAGGAUAUCCAAGAGCGCAUGAGCAAGGACAACGACUCUUUGAUUGAGGAGAAGAACAGACUGGGCAACCUCCUAACGGCUCAGCAAUCCCUGGAAAAUGAACGCAACAUCACCGAAUCCGAGGCUCGCCGCAAAGCUCAGACGAAGAUUGAAACCUUGGAACUGGAGCUAAGCACUGCGCAGAAGAAGCUGUCUCAAGCCGUAGAGGACGCUCAGCACCUGCAGCAGAGGAAGGAAUACGAGGCAAAGGAAUCUCAGAAGCGGAUUGAUGAUCUCAUGGCCAGCCUGAGUCAACUCCGAGAGGAGCACGUCGGCAUCAAGACGUCCCGCGACCAUCUUCAAGCUCGUGUUGAUGAGUUGACUGUAGAGCUUCGAAGUGCCGAAGAGCGCGCUGGUCGCCUACAGCCCCGUCCCACGCCUCGGCCGGGUCUCAUGACGGAUACCAACGUGCGCCAGCAAGAGCUUGAAGCUGAGAUUCAGGAUCUCAACAAUGAUAUUUCGGACCUGAAGCGUGACCUCGACAUGGCCAACACGCAGUUGGAGAAUGCAAAGGCUCAAGCCGAGCAGUACAAGGAGCUCAGUCAGGGCAACGAAGAGGCUUUGGAAGACUUGCGGGCCUCACAAGACGAGUACCGCCAGGAGAUGGAGAUUCUCAUUCAACAAAAGGAUGCGAGAAUCAAGGAGCUAGGCCAGCAGAUUGAAGAUUUGUCUGCUGAACUCUCUCGAUCGAACACCGAAUUAUCCACUAUCCGGGACUCUCAAGGAGAGGUUGCGCGCAAGUAUGAAGAUGAGAAGACGAUACUAGAGGAGGAGAUCAAGCGACUCAAGGAAGAAAGCAGUCGGCACAUUGAAGCUGCCCGAUAUCAUCAGCAGGAUCUUCGUGCUCAAGCCGAGAUUGCUUCGAAAGCUCAACAGGACUAUGAGAAGGAGCUAGUUAAGCAUGCGGAAGCCGCCAAGCUGGUUCAGGAGCUGCGCAAUGAGUACAAUGAAUACAAGCGGGAGUCCGCAUCACUGCGCGCGGAAGCAGAAUCUGCCAAGGUCACGCUCGCGCAAAGUGAGAGCUCCUGGGAAGACCGAAGACAGCAGCUGGAGCAGGAGAUGGCCGAACUCAAACAACGGCGCGAGGAUGCCAACGCGCAAAACAAGCUUCUACACCAGCAACUCGAAAGCUUGACCAGCCAGAUUUCAGCUAUGCAGCAAAAGCGCAGCGAUAUUGCUGAUGCGGAUGAAGCCAUGUCGCCCGUUGGCGUGGGCGAUGCCAUCGAGGGCAUGCGAGAGUUGAACGGAUACUUGCGUCGCGAAAAGGAGAUUCUGGAGGUCCAGUACGAUAUGAAGACCAACGAAUCCAAGCGACUGCAACAGCAAGUCGAGUAUUUGCAGUCACAGUUGGAUGAGACGCGUCUGAAGCUCGAUCAAGAACGCCAAGCUUCGCAAAGCGGCAACACUUCCAUGGCUCACAAGGAUCUGAUGGAGAAGCUGCACGAGCUCAACCUCUAUCGUGAGAGCAGCAUGGCUCUUCGAACGGAAAACAACCAACUCAAGGACCAGAUCACCGAGAAGAACAAGAAGAUUGAUGAGAUGACGCAGAAGAUCCAGCCUCUUGAGACUGAGAUUGACAACUUAAACACACAGAAAUCGUUCUUGGAAGAAGAGAUUAAGCAAAUCCAGGAGGAUCGCGAUCGUUGGCAGAAGAGGACCGAGGGCAUCCUGACCAAGUAUGGUCGCGUUGACCCGGCCGAGAUGGAGCAGCUGAAGCAGACAAUCACCGACCUUGAAAAGGAGCGGGAUGCUCUCAAAGAGGGCGAACAGCCGCUGCAGACCAAGGUUGCCGAGCUUGAGUCGGUCCUUGAGACUGAACGAGCCAACUGGUCAAAUACUCGAGCAAAACUCACGGAGCAGUUCAAGGAACGAUCUCGAAAGAUUACCGGCGAGAAGAACGAGGCUAGCCAGCGAGCCAACAGCUUGCAGGAGCAGCUUGACAAGGCCAAUGGCACCCUUGCUGCCACCAAAAAACAAGCAGAGCAGUUUAAUGAGGAGAGGGCGGAGUUGCUGAAGCAAAUUCAUUCCUUCCAGCAGCAGGUCGAGGAGCUUCGCCGACAAGCACAGCAAACACAACCUCUCGCUGCACAGCCACCUGCUCAACAGCCACAAUCUGACACAUCGGCAUCGUCAGAAGUUGUUGCUGUACUGGAGCAGCGUCUCACCGAUGCGCGAAAGGAGCUGGAGGCAGUCAACGCCCAGAAACUAGGAGCGGAGCACCAGCUCGAGAGGCUGCGGAGCGAGCUACAGACGGCUGCCUCGGAGCGUGACAGCGCGCUGCUGAAGCUGCAGGAAGCCACCGCUGCGGCGCCGUCUUCUACUGAUGCUGUAUCUACUACAGUGCCGGAGACCGGAGAGGGCCAGCCCGCUGCGAAUGGUUUGCCAGAUGCCGAGAGGAAAGUGCUGGAAGGCAAGGUUGCUGCGGCCGAGGCAAAGGCGGCCGAGUUUGAACAGAAGGCGAACGAAGUUGAAGCCAAGAUCCAGCAAACGAUUAAGGAACGGUCGGAUAGGAUGAAGGACACACUGAACAAUAAACUCAAAGAGAGCCGUGCUAAGCUGGAGGAGGAGUUCAAGAGGAAAGACGAUGACCUCAAGCUUCGUUUCGAGCAAGAGAAGCUGAUCUGGCAGGCUGAAAACCCCUCCAAGGCAGCCCCUGCAAAGGAAACUCCAGCUGCCGAGCAGCAACCCCCGAGUACCCCAGCCAAGGCGGAAGCGCCUUCGGUAUCGGCUACUCCAGCUGCAGGCGGGCCUCCUGACCUCUCUCAGUUAGACGACUCGUCGAUUAGGCAGUUCCUGGCUUCCAACACGACUGUCAAAAACAUUAUCGCGGCCAACAUUCGCAAGAAGAUGGAUACAGAGAGCGCCAAGAUCAAGGCCGAGUAUGAAGGCAAAAUCACGGCGGCGCGCGAGCAGGCCCAGCUCAUGGAGUCAAAGAAGUCCACUCUACGAAUUAACAUGGCUGAGAACAAACUGAGGACUGCAACGGCAAAACUGGGGGUGGUUGAGACAGCCGCGAACGAGACGCCGCAAAAGCCUGUCGUGGAAGUCUGGGAGGUUGCCAAGUCUACUCAGGCUCCUGCGCCGGCACAAGCAGCAGCCAAAGCCCCGGCUCCGGCCUCAGCCGCAAACACGCCAGUGAGGCAACCGUCCAUCUCUGGCAGCAUGCCUAUUUCAACUGCUGGCCCCCCUGCUGGAGCCCCGGCGGCUACUCAGGCUGCUCGGCCUGCACUAGCACCUUUGGUAGCAACAACUCCUUCACAAGCGGCUACACAACCUCCACCUGAGCCCAAGGCUGCGGAUUUGACUGUACCUGCAACUGGCGGAAACCAACCUCCCCAGGCUUCAAAUCCAUUCGCAGUGCCUGCGGCUACGGCUGGUGCCAGUGGUUCUGGUAUUCCCAACCCGUUUGCGAAGCCGGAGACUGCCAAUGCUCCGGCGGCCCAACCUGCGCAGCCACAACAACAAGCACAACAGGCAUCGCAAUUGCCACAGCCGCCGCAGCUGCCACAGAUUCCACCACAACCCCAGCAGCAGGGACAGAUGCCAGUGCGAUCCGGCAUCCCAAUGCCUCGGGGCGGCGGGCGUGGGCGCGGAGGAGCAUACGUACCUCCUAGCCAAAGGGCGGCUGGCGGUAACGAAGCUGGACAGGCCCAUGCUGGCCGUGGCGGACGCGGAGGUGCUCGAGGAGGUCGUGGCGGCAUGAAUGCAGCUGCUACUGAGUUCCAGCCCGGAGCGAAGCGUCCAAGAGGCGAUUCAGAAGCCGCCAGUGCUGGAGCAAAGAGAGCAAGGGGAGCUCACUAAGCUCAACGAAGGAAUGGCAACGGGUAGAUUAUUGGGACAAGGCUUGCAAUGUAUAAUGAAUGGGAGGAUGGACUCUCAAUCCAUCUAAUCAAUGAUUUGCCGUGUUAUUGGUGGGGAAAAGAUUAAGACAUAAAAUGGAUACGGAGAGGACUUUGGGGAUGCAUUGCUGUAUUCAUAGCAUUAUUAUUAGUUAAACUCGGGCACUUUUCUUUUCG
Messenger RNA from Trichoderma virens Gv29-8, 6461 nucleotides. RefSeq lists its product as uncharacterized. The record is from RefSeq and is a predicted model, not a curated record. Bases 1 to 6246 code for a protein of 2081 amino acids. The transcript is spliced from 2 exons. Gene Ontology annotation, molecular function: structural constituent of nuclear pore. NCBI's taxonomy places the organism in Eukaryota, Fungi, Ascomycota, Sordariomycetes, Hypocreales, Hypocreaceae. Gene Ontology annotation, biological process: protein import into nucleus; mRNA export from nucleus. Gene Ontology annotation, cellular component: nuclear pore.